This is a messenger RNA of Pseudomyrmex gracilis, 1692 nucleotides long. RefSeq names its product piggyBac transposable element-derived protein 4-like. The coding region runs from base 1 to 1692 and encodes 563 amino acids. The record is from RefSeq and is a predicted model, not a curated record. NCBI's taxonomy places the organism in Eukaryota, Metazoa, Arthropoda, Insecta, Hymenoptera, Formicidae. The transcript has a single exon.
AUGAAUAGAAAGAAUAGUCUCGGCAAGUUUUAUCUUGACGAUCUGUCAGAUUGUGUUGACUGCCGUUUAGCAAGUAAGACUGAUGACGAAAGUGAUAGCAGUAGUAUAACCAUUCGAAAGCGACGUCCUGUACCGCUAAUAUACAGUGAUUCAGAAGACGAGGAUAUGAAUAAUAAUAUUGAAGACUACAAUGAUACAUGGUCAACGAACGACAAGAGUAUAAUUUUGGAACCUUUCGAAGGCAGCCCUGGCGUGAAAAUUGUGCCAAGGUCCUCCAAAAGCGUAAUGGAUAUUGUGAAUUUAUUCAUUGGAAGUGAUCUGAUUGAGCACUUCGUGAGGGAGUCUAAUAGAUAUCAUUAUCAAAUUGUGGAAAAAUAUAGAAUUGUAUCAAAAACGAAAAAAUGGAAAGACGUCACGGUGACUGAAAUGAAGAAAUUUUUGGGCCUGAUAAUUCUCAUGGGACAAGUAAAGAAGGAGGUUCUCUACGAUUAUUGGUCUACAGACCCAUCUAUAAAAACGCCGUUCUUCUCGAAGAUUAUGAGCAGGAACAGAUUUUUACAAAUAAUGCAAAGCUGGCAUUUUUGUAAUAAUAACGAUAUUUCUCCGAAUCCGCAUAGGCUGGUGAAGGUCCAGCCUGUCAUUGAUUAUUUCAAGGAAAAAUUUAACAACGUAUAUAAACCAGAUCAACAAUUGUCUCUAGAUGAAUGUGUAAUUCCGUGGAGAGGUAGAUUGUCAAUUAAAACAUAUAAUCCGACAAAAAUUACAAAAUAUGGAAUACUGGUUAGAAUGCUGUCUGAAGCUCGUACAGGAUACGUAUCCAACUUUUGUGUGUAUGCUGCUGAUGGAAAAAAAUUAGAAGAGACAGUAUUAUCGGUCAUUGGACCGUAUAAGAACAUGUGGCACCAUAUAUAUCAAGAUAAUUACUAUAAUAAUGUCAACAUAGCUAACAUUUAUUUAAAAAAUAAAUUGCGAGUGUGCGGGACGAUUCGAAAGAACAGAGGUCUUCCUCAAAUACUUCAAACGGUCAAGCUUUCAAGAGGCCAACAUCAAUUUCUUAGAAAUGGCCAUAUUUUAUUACAAGUAUGGAAUAAUGGGAAAAGGAAUGUAAACAUGAUAACGACAAUACAUUCUGCACAAAUGGCGGAAUCUGGAAACAGAGGCAGGACAUCAGAUUGCCCCAUACAGAAGCCUAUUUCUGUAAUAGAUUACAAUAAAUAUAUGAAGGGCGUAGAUCGCGCCGAUCAAUAUCUGUCCUAUUACUCCAUUUUUAGGAAAACAAAAAAAUGGACAAAACGUGUAGUAAUGUUCUUCAUCAAUUGUGCACUUUUUAACUCCUAUAAAGUAUAUACAACCCUGAACGGACAGAAAAUUACAUAUAAAAAUUUUCUGCACAAAGCGGCACUUUCCUUGAUAGAAGACUGCGAAACUGAAGAACAAGGUGAGGAUUUACCUAAUUCCGAACCCACAAGAACCACAUCCCGAUUUGAUCAUCCCGGAAGACUGGCAAAUUUCGGAAAGCAUAAACUAGUAAAUAUAGUGACCAGCGGUCAAUGUAAAAAACCCCUACGACAAUGCAGAGUUUGUGCAAGUAAAAAAAAACUAAGCAGAACAGGUUUCGCUUGUAAAUAUUGCAACGUCCCACUACACAAAGGUGACUGUUUCGAGCGCUAUCAUAGUUUAGAAAAAUAUUAA